Messenger RNA from Angiostrongylus costaricensis, 1959 nucleotides. The record is from the annotation of a GenBank genome assembly. NCBI's taxonomy places the organism in Eukaryota, Metazoa, Nematoda, Chromadorea, Rhabditida, Metastrongylidae.
AUGAUGGACUGUCAAGAUAAGGAACAGAAUGAAAUGGCGGAGGCACUUAAAUCGAGUUAUAGACAGAAGAGCCGCAGUCAGCCAACUGGUCUGAAUCGUGUGAAAAGCCUUACCAGAAAAUUGUCUGCAAAAUCAAGAAACCAUGAAUAUACCGAUAGAAGUCGUUUCAGAAAGGAAAGGAUAAGAGACAGAGGAAGUGAGAAUCAAGUUGGAAACAUGUCCACCCCAACUUCCGAUGCAUCGAAAGUUCCCGAGAUGAAACCGCAGAUCAAGAUAGGACAUUACAUCCUUAGGGAUACGCUUGGUGUUGGAACUUUUGGCAAAGUAAAAGUUGGUAUCCAUGAGGCCACUGGGUAUAAGGUGGCGGUGAAGAUUCUCAACCGGCAAAAGAUCAAAACCUUAGAUGUUGUUGGAAAAAUUAGGAGAGAAAUCCAAAACCUUUCUCUGUUUCGUCAUCCACACAUUAUUCGACUUUACCAGGUGAUCAGUACUCCAACCGACAUCUUUAUGAUAAUGGAAUACGUAUCAGGUGGUGAGCUGUUCGACUACAUUGUCAAGCAUGGUCGCCUUAAGACGCCAGAAGCUCGACGAUUUUUCCAACAAAUCAUUUCCGGAGUUGACUACUGUCACAGGCAUAUGGUUGUGCACAGAGACUUGAAGCCUGAGAAUCUUCUUCUCGAUGAGCAUAAUAAUGUAAAAAUAGCAGACUUCGGGUUGUCAAAUAUCAUGACCGAUGGAGACUUUCUUCGAACGAGUUGCGGAUCGCCCAAUUAUGCUGCGCCAGAAGUGAUUAGUGGAAAACUUUAUGCUGGUCCCGAGGUGGACGUGUGGUCUUGUGGUGUAAUAUUAUACGCUCUCUUGUGUGGUACUCUUCCAUUCGAUGACGAACAUGUUCCAACAUUGUUCAGAAAAAUCAAGUCUGGUGUUUUUCCUAUACCUGAUUAUUUGGACAAGCCGCUUGUCAGUUUGCUGCUUCAUAUGCUGAUGGUUGAUCCAAUGAAAAGGGCUACAAUUAAAGAUGUUAUUGCUCACGAAUGGUUCCAAAAAGAUCUUCCUGCUUACCUCUUUCCUCCCGUCAACGAGUCGGAGGCCUCUAUAGUCGAUAUUGAAGCAGUCCGUGAAGUUACCGAGCGUUACAAUGUACCUGAAGAAGAGGUCACUGCCGCGCUUCUCGGGGAUGAUCCGCAUCACCAUCUAUCAAUCGCAUACAAUCUCAUCGUUGACAACAAAAGGAUAGCUGAUGAAACGGCCAAAUUAACCAUUGAGGAAUUCUAUCAAGUUACACCAAACAAGCACCACCAUUCUGAUCUACACCGCCAUCCUGAGCGAAUUUCAGCUGCUGUAAGUAGUAAGAUCACGCCAACCUUGGAAAACUCUACCAGUACUGAAGUGUCGUUUAAUGGCACUCCUCCAUCACAAACAAGUGGUUACAGACCUGGUGUGAAACGGGCGAAGUGGCAUCUUGGAAUCAGAUCGCAAAGCCGACCAGAAGACAUAAUGUAUGAAGUUUUCCGUGCAAUGAAAAGCUUGGAUAUGGAGUGGAAAGUACUGAAUCCGUAUCACGUAAUUGCUCGGAAGAGACCCGACAAUCCGAUUUCCGACCCCCCUAAAAUGUCACUGCAGCUCUAUCAGGUGGACCAGCGUAGCUACUUGCUAGAUUUCAAGAGUCUUGUGGAUGACGAUAGCACCCCUGGUAGUGCUUGUUCAUCCCGUCAUGCAUCAAUGUCAAUGCCAUCGAAGCCUCCUGGAAUGCGCUGUUCUCGUGCUCAAAGUAUAACAAUGGAUGUUGCAGCUGUUGGUACAAGCUUCAGCUUACUGUAUUUUUUUUCGAGAAGCAGCAGUCAAGCUUUCUUCCAGAUGGAGCUAUCACCUCCUCCUUCUCCAUCGGGUUCGAAACUCUCGCAAACAAUGCAGUUUUUCGAAAUGUGUGCCUCACUUAUUGGGACACUUGCACGAUGA